Molecule: messenger RNA, 658 nt
Organism: Paramecium tetraurelia
Lineage: Eukaryota; Ciliophora; Oligohymenophorea; Peniculida; Parameciidae
Exons: 3
Biological process (GO): regulation of exocytosis; protein secretion
Molecular function (GO): GTPase activity; GTP binding
Source: RefSeq, a predicted model, not a curated record
UUAAAUAAAUCAUCACACAUGGCAUUCCAAUAAGACUAUGACUACUUGUUCAAGAUCCUCCUGAUCGGUAAUUCAGCCGUGGGCAAGAGCUCACUAUUGUUGCGAUUUUCGGAUUAGAUUUUUAGUGAGUCUUUCCUUCCUACAAUCGGUGUAGAUUUCAAAAUUCGUACAUUUGACAUGCAAGGAAAAUCAGUAAAGAUGUAAAUUUGGGAUACUGCAGGUCAAGAGAGAUUCAAAACUAUUACAGCAUCCUAUUAUAAGGGAGCUCAUGGAAUCAUUCUGACUUACGAUAUCACAGACAAAUAAAGUUUUAAGGACAUCGAGAAUUGGUUGGCAGAGGUUGAAAAACACGCUUCUGAGAAUGUGGUUAGAUUAUUGGUUGGAAACAAGGCUGAUUUGGAGAGCAAGAGACAAGUUACCUACGAAGAGGGCAAAGAGUUGGCUGAUAGUUUGGGCAUCAAGUUUAUCGAGGCUUCAGCCAAAGCAAACACCAAUGUCGACUAAGCCUUUAUGACUUUGGCCAAUAACAUCAAGGCCAAGAUUGGCAAGUCCGAGGACAAACCAACUCCUGGAGGAAAGACCCCAGCUGGCAAUUUGAAGAAUACAUCACCUGCAAAAAAGGAAGGAGGCUGCUGUUGAAAUUAAGAUAAAUUAUUAA